Molecule: messenger RNA, 1391 nt
Organism: Gadus morhua (Atlantic cod)
Lineage: Eukaryota; Metazoa; Chordata; Actinopteri; Gadiformes; Gadidae
Gene: hsd17b14
Product: hydroxysteroid (17-beta) dehydrogenase 14
Exons: 8
Coding region: 519-1211 (230 amino acids)
Biological process (GO): steroid catabolic process
Cellular component (GO): cytosol
Molecular function (GO): estradiol 17-beta-dehydrogenase [NAD(P)+] activity
Source: RefSeq, a predicted model, not a curated record
UCAAUAAGAACAUGGCUCGAUAAAACUAGAAAGAAAAGGCGAUAAAUAUGGAAUUUGUACCAACAAUUUGAUGAAGUUAUAUGCAAAACUAGUGUGGUUAUCGCAAUCGAAAGUCCCUCCCUCUCACCUCUCGCCGUUGGACCCAAGCCACUGCACCGAUAGCGCCGAUUUGGAGCACCCUAGUCUAGGCAUGUUUCAGAUGGGAAAUACAGGUCAGUGACGGUUCCUGACACAAGUACAGAGUGUCAGGAAUUCAGUCGGCUACCUGUCGUUCACGACCCAAGUUCCCUACGAUCCAACCCGGAGUGUCUCUGUAAUGUCUGCCGCUUCUCUGCGCUACCACAACAAGGUGGCCGUGGUCACUGGAGGCUCCAAGGGGAUUGGAAGAGGAAUAGUCAAAGUGUUUGUGGAAAACGGUGCUAAAGUAGUGUUCUGCGCCAGAGGAGUUGUCGCAGGUGAGGCUCUUGAAGAAGAACUCAACAAGGCGGGCCCGGGGUCCUGCAAGUUUAUGACCUGCGAUGUGUCCAAAGAGGAAGACCUCAAGGUACGGCCAGAGACUCAUUGAGGCCACGGUGCAGCUCUACGGACAGCUGGACUGCCUGGUGAACAACGCUGGGUGGCACCCCCCUCAUAAAGAGACAGAUGAGACUUCAGCAGAAGAGUUUAAAGACCUUCUGAAUCUCAAUCUAAUCAGCUACUUCCUCGCCUCCAAAUUUGCUUUACCACACCUGCGUAAAACUGAAGGAAACAUCAUUAACAUUUCCAGCCUAGUUGCCAGUCUCGGUCAGGUCGGAGCUGUGCCCUAUGUCGCCACGAAGGUGAGUUCUCAACUUGAUUGCUCUAGAAGCCGCUGUUCUGUUCCCAUUUGGUCAGCCCCUGUUAUGUCCACCUUUUACCACAAGGGGGCGAUCAUCUCCAUGACGAAAGCCAUGGCGGUGGAUGAGAGUCGCUUCAAAGUGCGUGUAAACUGCAUCUCUCCCGGUAACGUUCUGACGCCUCUGUGGGAGGAGUUGGCCGAUCAGACCCCAGACGCCACCGCCGCCCUCAAAGCUGGAGCUGACUGUCAGCUGAUUGGCCGCAUGGGCACGGAGGAGGAGAGCGGGCUGAUGGCGCUGUUCCUGGCGGCCGACGCCACCUUCUGCACCGGGGUGGACCUGCCGCUCAGCGGGGGGGCGGAGCUAAACUACGGCUUCAAGAACCGCCUCCCCUGAGGUAGACGACGGUCGGCUCGUUAACGUAACGAGGGAACACAACGUCUUUUACGCUUUUAAACUAUUAUCAUUGUUACGUUUCUUCUUCUCUAAGUCAGCGCCGGCCUUUGCUGCUAAAUGCAUUAAAAUAUGUUUUAUUUUAUUUGUUAUUACUGAGUGAUUGUUCUGUUCUCUCUCUCU